AUGCGCCUGGCCUACCGCACGCCGCUGCUGCACGUCGUGGGCGCCGCCUUCCUCCUGCCGCUCGUCGUCACCGUCGAGCUGGUGGUCACCAUGCGCACCGCCACGCCCGCCAAGAUCUUCAACGCCGUGUUCCGCCUCGUGGCCAACCUGUUCGUGCCCCUGUGCUUCACGGGCCAGUUCCUGGAGAACGCGAGCGGCAUGCUGGUGGGCCGGCUGUACGAGGGGCCGUGGCCCGAGGAGGACGUCAAGUCACGGCGCAUCCGGCAGCAGCUGAUGCACGCCGCGUCGGGCAGGGCGGGCAUCGUCAUCCUGGGCCUGGGCCGCCUCAACGCCGAGUCCUGCCUCGCCAUGCUGCGCCAGUGGUUCAGCGCCAUCAACGUGCUCACCAACGUGCAGAGCAACUAGUGGCAACUAGGCACGAUGAGCGUGAGGACGACCGACAUCAACUCCGUGGACAUGAGCAUGGCUCUCAAAAAUACGGAGAUGAUGGACUGG
Molecule: messenger RNA, 495 nt
Organism: Thrips palmi
Lineage: Eukaryota; Metazoa; Arthropoda; Insecta; Thysanoptera; Thripidae
Exons: 2
Coding region: 1-405 (134 amino acids)
Source: RefSeq, a predicted model, not a curated record